AUAGCUAGAUACAAGUCGCGACGAGUAGUUUUACUCUUCUUCGCAGCUGAAUCUUUUAAAAGAAAACAAACAAAAAAGAAAGCAAAACCUAACAAGUAAAUAAAUCAAUUAAUUGAAUAGUUUUUCUUUUAAAUAAAUUAACAUUUGAAUAUGCUUGAUAACCAUAUCUUUGCUCGUGUAUUAUCGUGAUAAAAAUUUUUGAAUUCAAUAAAAGAUUUCAUCAAGAUAUGUAGUGUUGUUACUAAAAAAACAAGCACGGAAUUAAAGUCGCAUAUCCUAUGAAGAAGUUGUUGUCGUUGGUUUUAUUAUCAUCAUAUCAGUUUUACUUGUAAGUUGCUUGUUUACAUCCCACUGUUAAGAAUCUUAAAGAACACAGAUACAAAACAUCAUGUUGAAGUUUGAAGAUCUUGCAAAAGUAACUGUGGACUAUAUCCAUGAAACGAAAGAUUCCAAUGAAAUUAAUGGAAAUGGAAAAGCAAAUAAACGCUUCAGUCUUUUGGCAAGGGAGAAAACUCCAAAAGAAUUACGCCGCGCUGAAAUACGAGACCAUGUGAAUGACAUGAUAUCCAAUUCAUCGUUCCAUGGAGUAUCAUAUAUAUUUGAUAAAAAGUUCCCCGUUCGAAGAACUCUCUGGUUUCUCGUAACACUGGCAGCGUUCUGCUACUCGAUAGAGAAAGUAUAUGAAAGCACCGUAGAAUUUCUACAAUACCCUUUUAAUACAGCAUACAUGAAGAAAUACGUAGAUGAAUUAGAUUUUCCUGCUGUAUCUUUUUGUAAUCGUAAUGACAUGAAGCUUAGUGUGCUCAAUGGCACAACACUUGAUAAAGCCAUUCUUUUCGGUGAGGAAUUACUCGAUACUGUGAGCGAUAAAGAAUAUGAGAACAUUACAACAUCAUCCCAGCAUGACAUAAAGGAUAUGUUAUUGGAAUGCAAUUUUAAUGGUGUUGAAUGCUCGCCUAGCAAUUUCACUACCUUUAAAUGGAAACAAGGAGAUAAAUGUUAUACAUUCAAUUCUGCUCUCUCUUCUUCGGAGGUUUUGCGUGUUACAGGACCUGGUGUAAAAAAAGGAUUGUCAUUUACGGUAAACAUUCAGCAUUAUGAUUAUUACAGGGACGGACGUGAGGGUGGUAUCCAUUUAAUUUUACAUGGAUCACAAGAAACACCAGUAAAGAUGACUGGUCAAAUGAUCUCUCCUGGUUACACAAGUUAUAUACAAGUGGAGAAGAAAAAGAUUCUCAACUUAAAGGCCCCAUAUAAGACUAAUUGUGGAUCACUUCCUUUGAAAUAUUUCAAGGUAUACUCAAAGCAUACAUGCUGGUUGGAACAGCUGACAAAUCAUGUGGAAAAAAUUUGUCACUGUAAAGACUUCUUUAUGCCAGGUAACAUUCCUGUAUGCAACGCCACUGUACUAAACUCUUGCGUCUGGGGAGAAUGGGCGAACUUUACGAGGGACCGUUUAGAUGAGUGUCCUUUGCCUUGCGAAAUUGAUUCAUAUUCAUACACCACAUCAAGAAGUUUGUUUCCAUCCAACUUGCGUGCAAUGCAUUUUUCGAGAAUUUUGAAAAAUCUUUCUCACAUGCAGGGUGUUCCUAACGUUGAUACAAAACAGUUUAUUCGAGACAACAUUCUUCGUAUAGUUGUUUAUUAUGACGAUUUAUCAUUCGCGUUACUGGAACAGAAACCAAGUUACGAUAUGUUCGAGUUUCUCGGUGAUAUUGGCGGACAAGUUGGAUUAUUUGUCGGUGCCGGUGUAAUGUCAUAUUUCGAACUGAUUGAUUGCUUCUGUCUUGUUAUACACACAUAUUUUUUCUUCGAUAAGAAGAAAAAAACAGAAAAAGAUAAGGUGUAAAUAAAAAUAAUGAUAACAAACAAAUAAAAGCGAACAAAGAAAUAAUUAAUUAACAUGAAGUCAUUAAAGCAGCACGCUUUUUUAAUAAGCAUCAUACAUUUUUGUUUUGUCUCGAUUUGACUUAACUUACGAUUGUUCCUUGAGAGUGGCUUUUCGUAGUUAUCCUAAUUGUUAAAGUAAAGUGCUUUCAAACAAUAAUAUCAAGGGGUGACUCACAAUUCGGAAGGUGUGCUGAAUGUCGGCGUUUAGAUCUCAUCCCCUACCUUCCUACUUUAAGCGUACAAAUCAAAAAUUACAACAAAGUAUGGUCAAUCGUUGAAAACACAAUGCGUGUAAAAAACACAAAUCAGUCUUCCAGCUACCCUCGUCCCCAGAGUUUUUGUCUUUUUAAUAUGAGAGAUGACUGCGCCGUCUUCUCUCAUAAAAAACUUAAGAAAACCCUAAUAAAAUAUAUUCUACUGUCAAAAAAAUCAACAUUUUGCGGUCCAAAAUACUUAAAUGUCGAAAGAUUCGGGUUGACAUUUAGCCUGGAUUUUUCGAUUCAUGAGUCGCUCCUAAUGGAGACAUCAAGCGCAAUAAAAACAAGAUGAAAACAAGAUUGUUAGGUUUAUUAUCUUUUUUAUUUAUAUCUGUAGCUAAUAACUUUUUUUAGAGAAUGUAAUAACGCAAAUAUUUUUAAUUUUUUUAUUAAAUUUUCUAUUUUAA
Hydractinia symbiolongicarpus is the source of this 2554-nucleotide messenger RNA. RefSeq names its product acid-sensing ion channel 1B-like. Gene Ontology annotation, biological process: sodium ion transmembrane transport. The transcript is spliced from 7 exons. The coding region runs from base 389 to 1849 and encodes 486 amino acids. Gene Ontology annotation, molecular function: ligand-gated sodium channel activity. NCBI's taxonomy places the organism in Eukaryota, Metazoa, Cnidaria, Hydrozoa, Anthoathecata, Hydractiniidae. Gene Ontology annotation, cellular component: membrane. The record is from RefSeq and is a predicted model, not a curated record.